Messenger RNA from Notechis scutatus (mainland tiger snake), 2031 nucleotides. It is a transcript of the gene KLHL40, whose product is annotated as kelch like family member 40. Gene Ontology annotation, cellular component: I band; A band. The record is from RefSeq and is a predicted model, not a curated record. Gene Ontology annotation, biological process: skeletal muscle fiber development; negative regulation of protein ubiquitination; negative regulation of proteasomal ubiquitin-dependent protein catabolic process. Gene Ontology annotation, molecular function: protein binding. NCBI's taxonomy places the organism in Eukaryota, Metazoa, Chordata, Lepidosauria, Squamata, Elapidae.
GAGAUCUUCCGGCGUUCUUCCAGGAAGACAACGUGGUCUACUCAGGUUCAAGGGAUUCUUGAGAGGUUUCCACCAUGGCUACGUCUUCCCCGAUGGAACAAGCGGAGGAGAUGCGUCUUUAUCAGCAAACGCUUCUCCAAGAUGGGUUGAAGGACAUGCUGGACCACCAGAAGUUCCUUGACUGUGUCUUGAAAGUGAAAGGGAAGGAGUUCCCGUGCCACCGGUUGGUCUUGGCAGCUUGCAGCCCUUAUUUCAGGGCCCUGUUUCUCUCCGACAUAGAAGAGAGCCAGAAGAAGGAAGUCAACUUAGAAGAUGUGGAUCCAGAGGUCAUGAGUAAGAUCCUCCAUUACAUCUACACCUCGGAGUUGGAGAUUACCGAGCAGAAUGUUCAGGACAUCUUCUCAGUAGCCAACAUGUUUCAGAUCCCUUCUAUUUUCACUGUCUGCGUCUCGUUUCUUCAGAAGAGGCUCUGCCUAAGCAACUGUCUAGCCAUCUUCAGACUGGGGUUGAUGCUGGAUUGUGCCCGCUUGGCGAUAGCUGCCCGGGAUUUCAUCUGUGACCGUUUCCCGCUUGUCUCCCGUGAUGAGGAGUUUUGCCAGCUCUCUCCCGACGAGCUGAUAGCGAUCAUCUCCAGCGAUUCCCUCAACAUUGAGAAGGAAGAGUUGGUCUUUGAGGUAGUCAUGAAAUGGGCCAAAGCCAAGGACCAGGACAGCCAUGUCAAGGCACUUCCGGUGGUCUUUGAAAGCAUCCGCUUCCGUCUGUUGGACAAGUCUUAUUUUAGGGACAAGGUGGAGAAGAACGCUGUGAUCAAAUCCAACCCGGACCUUCUCAAGAAGAUCCAGAUGGUGAAGGACGCUCACGAAGGGCAUCUUACAAUGGUGAAGCAGAAGAAAGAGAAGAAGCCCGAAGACCAGGUGGUCAAUGGACAGUUGGAUGAAGAAGAGACUGAGAAAGACGAGGAGGUUUUACCAGGGAUAUUGAACGAUACGAUGCGUUUUGGGAUGUUCCUUCAAGAUCUAAUUUUCAUGGUUAGUGACUCAGGAGCUGUGGCUUAUGACCCAGUGGCCAACGAGUGUUAUUUUGCCUCCCUUUCUGCUCAGAUUCCAAAGAACCAUGUUAGCUUGGUCACGCAAGAAAACCAGAUUUUUAUAGCUGGUGGACUUUACUACAACGAAGACGACAAAGAGGAUCCGAUGAAUUCAUAUUUCUUGCAGUAUGACCACCUCGAUUCGGACUGGCUGGGGAUGCCUCCGGUACCGUCCCCACGUUGCCUGUUUGGACUCGGAGAAGCAGAGAACUCCAUCUUUGUGGUCGGCGGGAAAGAAUUAAAGGAAGGAGAACAGACCCUGGACUCCGUUCUGUGUUACGACCGGCUGUCCUUUAAAUGGGGGGAAGCAGACCCCCUCCCAUAUGCUGUCUACGGCCACGGGGUGGUAUCUCACAAUGGCCUGGUCUACUCCAUCGGAGGCAAAGGGACGGACAGAAAAUGUCUGAACUCUUUGACCGUGUACAAUCCCAAGAAGUUUGAAUGGAAGGAACUGUCGCCCAUGAAAAUCCACCGUUCUCUCUUUGGGACCACGGUCCACAAUGGUAAAAUUUACGUGGCGGCAGGAGUGACCGAUUCUGGUUUGACCAACUCGGUGGAAGUUUACGAUAUUGCGACGGAUAAGUGGGAAUCUUUUGUUGACUUCCCCCAAGAACGCAGCUCGGUCAGCCUGGUCAGCCUGGGGGGCACGCUCUAUUUAAUUGGCGGUUUUGCCACCAUCGAGAGCGAAUCUGGAGAACUGGUUCCCACUGAGAUGAAUGAUGUCUGGAGGUACGACGAAGAAGGGAAGAAGUGGGAAGGGGUCCUCCGAGAGAUCCAAUACGCCUCCGGGGCCACGUUUAUUCCGGUGCGCCUCAAUGUCUUGCGGCUGACGAAGAUAUGACCCAGGGCCGAAAUCCCUUCCAAUCUGGGCCGCCUUCCUCACGUCCCUCGUUGCCUAAUUUCGAAGUCUCCAUCAUGGCGCCUCGAUUUGGCUUCGUUAGGUC